This is a messenger RNA of Nicotiana attenuata, 1401 nucleotides long. RefSeq names its product zeatin O-glucosyltransferase-like. The record is from RefSeq and is a predicted model, not a curated record. The transcript has a single exon. Lineage: Eukaryota; Viridiplantae; Streptophyta; Magnoliopsida; Solanales; Solanaceae. Gene Ontology annotation, molecular function: UDP-glycosyltransferase activity. The coding region runs from base 1 to 1401 and encodes 466 amino acids.
AUGGCUACCAACUCAUCAGAAAAUAUUGAUCAGCUCAAUGAAGUGAUAGUAGCCAUGGUACCAUUUCCUGAUUAUAGCCAUCUCAACCAGCUUUUCAUUCUUGGUUGCUUCAUCGCUUCCCAUAAUAUACUAGUACAUUUCCUCUGCCUUGCUGAUCGGAACCAAGAUUUGAAACUGCGCGUCCAAGGUGAUCUCAGGGCCUCAAACAUCCAUUUCCAUGACAUUUUAGUACCUUCUUCUCUGGCAGGAAUAGAAGAUGCUGGACACGGUCUGCCUUCGAUUGUAACAUUUAUAAGAAGCCUCAUCGAUCCCAUUCAAAGAACGUGUAUUGAUCUCUCUACCAAUGCAAAGAGAUUGGUCAUAAUUCAUGACUCCAUAAUGAUGGAUCAUGUGAGGGAUGUUCAUUCAUACCCGAACGUGAAGUCUUAUAUGUUCCACUCCAUUUCAGCAUUUGCCAGAUAUUCUUUGCUCCGACAAAGUAUUGAUCACAUAUUUGAUGAUGAUGAUGAUCAUGAAGAAAUGAUCGAGAAAAUGCAGUAUGAGUUUCCGUUGUUGGAGAGUUCGGUUGCACCAUUUGCGGCAGUUUUACUUAGAAAGGAACAUGAAUGGAAGCUCAACUCGGGAGAAAUCAUGAACUCCUGCAGAGAACUAGAAGGUAAGUACUUAGAUUUACUUGCCAAUGCAAAAGACAAGCCGUGGUUGGCUGUUGGUCCACUUCAUAUGCUGCUAGAAUCACAUGACUCUAGCAAUAAGAGUCAUCAUGAAUGCCUUGAAUUUCUCGACAAGCAAGACGUUAAUUCAGUAAUAUUGGUCUCGUUUGGAACAACCACUACAUUCUCACAAGAGCAAGUCAGUGAGCUCGCGCUUGGUUUAGAACAAAGCAACCAUAAAUUUAUUUGGGUACUAAGAGAAGGUGAUAAAAAGAUGGAAAAUGAGAAAUUUGAAGAGAAAGACGGGAAGAUUGAAUUACCAGAAGGAUUUGAAGAAAGAACAAAAGGAAGAGGAAUGGUAGUGAGAAAUUGGGCGCCACAAUUGGAAAUCUUGGGGCACCCGUCUACGGGUGGAUUUUUGAGUCAUUGCGGAUGGAAUUCUUGUAUCGAGAUCAUUAGCAUGGGAGUGCCUCUAGCAACUUGGCCAAUCCAAUACGACCAGCCUUAUAACGCUAUUCAGGUAAUCAAUGUGCUGAAGAUUGGAACCUCUGUGAAGAGUUGGGCUCGUCGAGAGGAAUUGGUGACAACAUCAACCAUUGAGAAAGCUGUCAAGACUUUGAUGGGUACGACAGAAGGAGAAGAGAUGAGGCAAAGGGCGAUGGAGUUGAGCAAUAAGAUCAAGAGCUCUGAUAGCCAUGGAGGACUUGCACGCAAGGAAAUGGAAUCAUUCAUAUCCUAUAUUACCAGGUAA